CUGGCGCGCGGCGUCUCGGGCGUCUUCGUGUGGACCGCCCUGCUGCUCACCUGCCACCAGAUCUACCUGCACCUGCGCUUCUACACCGUCCCCAACGAGCAGCGCUACAUCAUCCGCCUGCUCCUCAUCGUGCCCGUCUACGCCUUCAGCUCCUGGCUCAGCCUCCUCCUCCUGGGGGCCCGCCAGCACUACAUCUACCUGGAUUCGAUGCGAGACUGCUAUGAAGCCUUUGUCAUUUACAGCUUCCUGAGCCUCUGCUUCCAGUACCUGGGGGGCGAGAGCACGAUCAUGGCCGAGAUCCGGGGAAAGCCCGUCCAGUCCAGCUGCCUCUACGGCACCUGCUGCCUCCGGGGCGUGGCCUACUCCGUGGGGUUCCUGCGCUUCUGCAAGCAGGCCACGCUGCAGUUCUGCGUUGUGAAGCCUGUCAUGGCCUUAGUCACCAUCGUGCUGCAGGCGGUCGGCAAAUACCACGAUGGGGACUUCAGCGUCCACAGCGGCUACUUCUACGUCACUCUCAUCUACAACGUGUCCGUCAGCCUGGCUCUCUACGCCCUGUUCCUUUUCUACUUCGCCACCAGGGAGCUCCUGCAGCCCUUCGAGCCGGUCCUCAAGUUCCUCACCAUCAAGGCCGUCAUCUUCCUCUCUUUCUGGCAGGGGAUGCUGCUGGCCAUUCUGGAGAGGUGCGGGGUCAUCCCUGAGGUCCAGACCACAGAUGGGAGCAGGGUGGGGGCCGGCACGCUGGCCGCCGGCUACCAGAACUUCAUUAUCUGCAUCGAGAUGCUGUUUGCCUCCAUCGCCCUGCGCUAUGCCUUCACCUGCCAGGUGUAUGCGGAGAAGGACAACUCGCCAGGCCCAGGGGCACCUUUGCAGAGCAUCUCCAGUGGCCUCAAGGAGACUGUGAGCCCGCGGGACAUCGUGCAGGACGCCAUCCACAACUUCUCGCCCACGUACCAGCACUACGCGCAGCAGGCCACGCAGGAGGCAUCGGGGCCCGGCCUGGGCAGGCUCCCCUCACCCGGCACCCACCCCAGCGUGGCCGGACGGUCUGGCGGAGGCAGGAAGAGCCGCAGCGUGGAGAAGAGGGUGCUGAUCCCCUCGGAGGAGCUAUAGGGACUGGGUGGUCCCGGCCUCCGCGGAAGGACAGGGCCCCUCGCCCACCGCCCACUUGCCAAAGGUCAAGCCUCUCCAGGGAGACCUGCCAGGCCGUGGAGCCCACUCCCCCACCCUGCCCGCCCCGGGAGAGGGUACUGCAGCUUGUUAGCUCACACAUGGCCACCCACACGGCAGGGACAGCGUGGCCUUCCUGACAGACAGAUCCCAGGCUGGGCCGCGGUGGGAAAGGGUGGCCG
Molecule: messenger RNA, 1349 nt
Organism: Pteropus alecto (black flying fox)
Lineage: Eukaryota; Metazoa; Chordata; Mammalia; Chiroptera; Pteropodidae
Gene: TMEM184A
Product: transmembrane protein 184A
Exons: 8
Biological process (GO): transport
Cellular component (GO): early endosome membrane
Molecular function (GO): transporter activity
Source: RefSeq, a predicted model, not a curated record